This is a messenger RNA of Neodiprion fabricii, 2298 nucleotides long. RefSeq lists its product as uncharacterized. The record is from RefSeq and is a predicted model, not a curated record. The coding region runs from base 194 to 811 and encodes 205 amino acids. Lineage: Eukaryota; Metazoa; Arthropoda; Insecta; Hymenoptera; Diprionidae. The transcript is spliced from 3 exons.
AUUAUUUUUGGCUGUUACUACACUGUUGCGUGAGUAAUCGUGAAGUCAGUCGAAACUCGAAGAAUCGGGUAGUGGGUCCUAAGCCUCUCGUUGGGUCGGGAGUGUCUCGCCGACAAGGAGAAUCCGCGCCAGGUAUUACAGUGUGUGAGUCGCAGCCUGCAGGCUCUUUAAAUAGCCGAAAAGAUAUUAAAAGAUGAACAUGUCGUUCUCCAAAACGAACGGCUGGAAGCCGAGUAACAACGGCCAUGCAGAAACCGAGACUAACAAAAAUUACCACGGAUUUCGGGAAAAGUUACAGAUAAACGAAUGGACCUUCAGCUUGUUCCUAUUCUGCUUCUCGCUGUCGAUUGUUAUCGGGAAAUUACUCCUGAAUUACGGCGUCGAUUUGCAGUGGCAAAUCCAAGGCGAUUACAAACUGCCGUCAAUGCCCGCUUUUCCUAGCAUCUCCAACCUCUCCGUCAUGAGCAUAUCAAGCCUAAAACCGCGAUUCGAGUUUAGCAGCGAUCGAUUGGUGACUGCUGGUGAAAAGUUAGUUAACGUUAGCCAGCGAUACGAAGAGGCGGUGUCCAGCGCCGUUAUCAGAUUUUCAAGAAACAAUUGGCUCUGGAUACGAGCAACUCUGAGCGGAUUGGCAAUGAUGGGUUUCACUUGGUACAUUGUUUACAAGGACAGUAGUGUACCCGGAGUUAAUCCGCCAUCCCCUUUGAGCCUCUUGAAAAAAAGUGGCCAGUCGUCAAGGUACAGCAUGCAGGUAAACUACUUUGUUGGUGUGCUCAAUGGGAUUUUGAUCUUCAUAUAUUUGACUUUGUGAUUUGCGCUAUCGCGUUAUCUCAGGUAAAGUGGAAGACGAGAUGUUGUGUUCGGAGCAGCUAACACUUUAAAAGUGUAUUGUUUUGUUUGUAACGCAAAUCUUUGAUGAAAGUAAUUGAUCAAAUAUCUGUGUAGUGCUAUAUUGUACAGUAUAAACACACACAGGUAGACACACAUUACACACACACACACAUAUAUAUUCAAAAUAUAUAACAUAGUUGUUUAUUUUAUUUAUUAUGAUUUUUUAUAACAUGUAAAUUCAUGUCGUUAUUUAUGGAAAACUUAUAUAAAUAUUAUGGAUAUGUCAAGUAUUAAUCUGAUGAAUAAUUAGAGUAAUAUUUUAGCUUAUUUUUAUCUUUUUUCUGGUCUUUUGUCACUAUGUACCUAGGAAAAGCUCAUGUAUUUAUGUUGCAUGGAUUAGCGUGCAUUACUAUUGCACUUCUAACUUGCAGUUCACAAAAUGUUUUUUUUUUUACUUUUCCUUCAAUUUACAAUUCCUAUACUAUGCUAUGGUUUCCUACAAAUACACGGGUAUACUUAAGUACAGAGCUCUUUUCGUAAAUCAAACUUGCUAUACAGCGCAAUAUUUACACAUUUUUUUAAGAACGAAAAAAAGAUGAAAGAAGAACAAACUGUUUUGGUACAAAGAGUUUUAUAUACAUAUAUACAAAAUGUGUAAUUUAGGAUAUGAAAAAAUACUAACUAACUAAUCUAACUAAUAUUACUGUAAGACUGACUUAAUAGCUGUUAUAUUUAACACUCAUUAUGAUUGUGCUUUAAAUUGUGUCAAUUGUCACAAGGAUGUGGUCAGAGACAUACUUGCUUUCUGCGGGGAAAAUGUGAUUUUGUAUUACGUAUUAUACUGGUUGUAUCUAUGAAUUAAUUGUAUCACAGAGUUUUUUACACAUAUACUUAAACAUAUGUAUACACAUUGCAUCCUUAGUGGCUAAUGAGGAGAGUCACGAUAAUAUUUUUUCUUUCUACUUUUUUAUUUUGCUUGUAAGCAUUAUACCAAUCCAUGUUUUCUUUCGUUGACUGUACAGCUUUAUUUCAUUUGCUCCUAAAUGUUUUUUAGAGAGUCAAAUUCUGUAACUUCAUUGAAUUCGUAUGUCUAGCAUUGUAUUGAUGAUUAUUAUUAUUACUUCCUUCAUGCACAAUUGAUAAGUACGUUAAUUUAAUAGCUACACGUAUGUACAUGAAAUAAUGUACAGAGUGUGGUCUUGUUCUCGGUGAUUGCUACAAUAACAGUUCUCAAUAAAUUUUAUACCCAUACAAAUAGCUUUAUUAAAAUUAGUAGUAUAGGAAUAAUUGAUAAGAACAAACUGGAAUUUGUUCAAAUCGCUUUGAUGCUUAAUUGCUUUCAUCACUAUACAGGCAAAAACUGUAUUAUAUGUACUUCUCAAAUUGUUUUUGGCUAUUUCUUUAAUCAUUCUGUGAAACUCCAUAAGAUUUAUGAAUUGUAGUAGAUUAAAGAACUACUCGUAAUCA